AUGCUGUUUCCUUUGGUAUUGUGUGCAGUUGUGUUAAUAGGGAGUGGUAAAGUUCAAGAUGAUGAAUGGAUUGACCCCACCGAUAUGCUCAAUUAUGAUGCAGCGUCAGGAGCAAUGAGAAGACCUUACAAGGCAAACUAUCAUGACUCUGAGGAUAAGAAUGUGGAUGCGGUCAGUACUGAAAUCUUACCAAGUUGUUCCAGGGAACUAGAUUCAUUGCAACAGAAGAUUGCAAAAUGUGAGAAGAGGAAUGCCAACUCACAUGAAAGCCGUAGCUUUUAUAUUUUUAAGAGAUACUUGAAUAAGAUUUUAAAUGAAGCUGGAAAACUUGGCCUUCCUGAGGAAAAUGUGGGCCGUGUCCAUUACGAUGCUGAGAUCAUCCUUACAAAACAGACAUAUUUGGAGAUCCUCAGGUUUCUCAAUGAGGAAACUUGGCAGUCAGGUGCCGUGGAUGAUGCACUUAGUGAUAUUUUGAUAAAUUUUAAGCAUCAUGACUAUAAAGCUUGGCACUGGAGAUUUGAAGACACUUUUGGAAUUGAUCUAUAUAAUAUGUUUCUGAUACUCUUGUGCUUAGUGUGCGUUGUAAUUAUAAUAGCUACAGAGUUGUGGACACGUAUUCAUUGGCUUGUUCAGCUAAAACGUGUUUUAUUAAUAAGUUUUCUCAUCAGUUUUGCAUGGAAUUGGCUUUACUUGUAUAAGCUGGCCUUCGCGCAGCAUCAAGCAGAAAUCGCGAAAAUGGGGCAGUUCGAUAACGUCUGUGCUGAGAAGUUAGACUGGAGAGGAAGUCUUAUUGAGUGGCUCAGAAGUAAAUGGACGUUUCAGGAUGAUCCCUGUCUGAAGUACUAUGAAACUCUACUGGUAAACCCCGUUCUGCUGGUUCCUCCCACAAAGGCAUUGGCAAUUACUUUCACCAACUUUGUAACUGAGCCUUUGAAGCACGUAGGACAGGGUAUUGGUGAAUUCAUCAAAGCACUGAUGAAGGAGAUACCGUUUAUUCUGCAGGUUCCAGUGCUAAUUAUGAUGGCUCUGGCUGUCCUGGCUUUCUGCUAUGGUGCAGGAUCAUCAGUAUCUAUGUUAAGAUACUUAACUUCUUCUGAGAAGAAAAGUCUACCUGACAGUCAGCAGGCAAAAAUAGACUUUGGGCAAUAUGAUGGGAGUAAAGCAGAUGGCUAUUACUCACAGAAGCUUCCUUGUGCUUACCGAGGACCUUAUGACAGAGGAGAUGCUCCUAUGAGACCAGGAAAUGGCAGCAGAAGUCCUGACAUCAUGCACACAAGCAAUGAGCCAGACACGCAAGUAGAAGAGCCUCACAAACCAGAACCUGGUAAUAGAUUGCACACAGAGUCUGAAGUUUGUAGACUAGAAACUAUCACAGCUGAAAGCCUUACUGAAGAACAUGCACUUGAGCAGCAGAAACAGGAGACAGGCAAAGCAGAGCCAGAGACUGGAGACAAUUGUGAUGCUCAUAAAAACCUAGAAGGGAAACAUUCUGCAGUGGAACCAUGUGAAGAGAAGAAAAAAAGCCAUUCAGAGGACUUGAAGGAAGGAGACUAA
Messenger RNA from Antrostomus carolinensis (chuck-will's-widow), 1554 nucleotides. RefSeq names its product chloride channel CLIC like 1 (gene CLCC1). Bases 1 to 1554 code for a protein of 517 amino acids. Gene Ontology annotation, molecular function: chloride channel activity. Gene Ontology annotation, cellular component: membrane; endoplasmic reticulum. The record is from RefSeq and is a predicted model, not a curated record. The transcript has 10 exons. Lineage: Eukaryota; Metazoa; Chordata; Aves; Caprimulgiformes; Caprimulgidae.